AAUAUUGUCCACCUCUAAGAGGAGAAGAAGCAGAGAAUCUUGUUAUUGUUUUGUUUAAUGAAUAUAAUAUACGAAAUAAAUGAUUUUUAUUGCAAAUUGGCAGCAAUUUAUGGUGUGCAACUAAAAUAAUACCAGCUAUUGAGGCGGCACUUGGCUUGGCGCCUCCAACAACAAGUGGAACAAACAAACUUCCAAGUUAUUUUAAAUCGUAGGCGACUAUUUUUUUUAAGCCGGUUUGAAAUCCCGAAAUGCGGUUUCUAUACGCCUGCUUUGUGAUCCUGCUGUGCGCCCUGAUCUUCUGCGAGUAUGUGGCGGACUUUGUGGUGCUGCAGAAGUGCAAGUGGCCGGAGAUCAAGCGGAAGAAGUAUGUGGACGAUCCGCUAAGGACGAUGAUCCUGGCGGAUCCCCAUCUCCUGGGACCCCACCGCGGCCACUGGCUGGACAAGCUGUACCGGGAGUGGCAUAUGACACGCGCCUUCCAGGCGGCAUCGCGGCUAUUCCAGCCGGACGUGGUCUUCGUCCUGGGGGACUUGUUCGAUGAGGGCGACAUGGUGAGCGACAAGCAGUUCCAGGAAUAUGUGUGGCGCUACCUGAAGAUGUUCCACCUGCCGCCGGGUAUACCGCUCAUCAGUGUCGCGGGAAACCACGACGUGGGCUUCCACUACAAAAUGCAUCCCUUCUUUAUGACGCGCUUUGAGAACUAUCUGAACAACUCCUCGGUGAACCUGUUCACCAUCAAACAGAUACAUUUCGUGGUGAUAAACUCAAUGGCCAUGGAGGCCGAUGGCUGCAUGUUUUGCAACCAGGCCGAGGAUCAGUUGAAGAACAUUUCGCGGACGUUGCACUGCAUGAAGUAUCCCCUAGAGGCGGAAUGCGCCCGCACCAGGCGGCACCCAUAUAGCCAGCCGAUCCUGCUCCAGCACUUCCCGACGUAUCGAAUAUCGGAUACCAUGUGCGAAGAGCACGAUGCUCCGUACAUUGAGACAUUCCGCGAGCGCUUCCAUGUACUCUCCAAGGAUGCCACGGAUAUGCUGGGCGAUUUGCUUAAGCCCAGGCUGGCCUUCGCCGGCCAUUCACAUCACUUUUGCCACAGUGUCAAUAGGUUGGGAAUCGAUGAGUACACAGUGGCCUCCUUUAGUUGGCGGAACAAGGUCAAUCCCAGCUUUAUGCUGGCCACUAUCACCCCCGACGACUACGUGGUUUCCAAGUGCAAAAUGUUGCCGCAACAGUUUGUCUUCAACAGCUACCUGAGUGCUGGCAUCCUCUGCUUCAUUGUCAUCGCGCUACAGCUUCGGAAGUGGAUCAAAAGCAGAGGGCAGUCCUCGGCCGCUGAUCAUCGGAAGGUCAAUUAGUUGUAUCUUUUGUGAUUUACGCCUGAUUGGGGCUUAGUUUAGACUAGAUACAGCCAGAUUCCAGACUCAGAUCCCAGAUCCAAACAGUGGUCAUAUCAUUCCUGCUGCUUUGCAAUCGCUUGACUAUAUUCUAGGUGUAAACAAUUCGGACAGUGUGUAUGAUCUAUUUAUUGAAUUUAUCACAGACAUUAUGUUUGUAAAGUCACACGGAAUAGAUUAUGAGACACAGUCUGCUGACUACAAAUCGGAAAUGCCAAAAAAAUAAUGCUUCAACAUAAGCUGGAAAGUGAAGAACAGAUGCGAACAGAACAAUUAAAUAAAGCUAUAUUAUAAUACAAUAA
This is a messenger RNA of Drosophila suzukii, 1693 nucleotides long. RefSeq names its product Per1-like protein PGAP5 (gene PGAP5). NCBI's taxonomy places the organism in Eukaryota, Metazoa, Arthropoda, Insecta, Diptera, Drosophilidae. Gene Ontology annotation, cellular component: endoplasmic reticulum-Golgi intermediate compartment. Gene Ontology annotation, biological process: GPI anchor biosynthetic process; endoplasmic reticulum to Golgi vesicle-mediated transport. Gene Ontology annotation, molecular function: phosphoric diester hydrolase activity. The record is from RefSeq and is a predicted model, not a curated record.